AAAGCGAGUUAUCUGUCCUCCCAAUUAAUUCAAAAAAAUUGAAAAAAAGGAAAAUCCGAAGAGGCUCCUUUGCUUCUCUGUAUCCGCUCUCUUCCAACUCGGUCUUCGUCUUCUCCAUUAUCAACCUUCACUUCUUUUUUCCACUACCACUAGAGGACACUCCGGCCGCGUCGUCCUGUCUCCGGUUAAGCAAGUCAGAAUCAAUGCCAAAUUAAUAUGACGCCGUUUGAUGUCACAGAGAGGUAUUAGCUGUACUCUGCGCUGCCCAUUUUCCUCUCUUCAAUACUACUCUUCUCGAAAAGACACUGUUUGGUUUUGGAUUUAUUUGAAGGGAGGGUGGGGGGGAAAAAGAGACUGUUUAUAGCCAACCAUGCAAAUCUGGAGGGAACCCAUAACCAAAACCUAGCCGGAUUAAUCCUCUUAGUUGGUUCCUUUCUCGCCGUUCAAAAUGCAAGCCAAAAUGGUACCAGAGGAUCUGUGUCUUGAGACCUUACCCUUAACCCUUUGCUCUAAAAAGAACCAAACAGAAACGCAUGAAGUUUCCUGUAUGAUGAAAUCUGAUAUGGUAUUAUCUCGAACGUCGUCGUUGUCGUCGUCGUCUUCUUCCGCUCUUGGUGAUUACAUUGGGAUGGAGAGUUGCUGUGAUCUCGAGGAGAGUGAGGAAUCGUCGCUCUACUUAUCUGAGACUUGCAGUAGUGAACGGCGAGGGGAGCGAGAUCAUCGAUGUCAACAACAGUGUACGGCGAUGAAGAGGGAGUUUCCGCCACCGAUUCCGUUGCUUGCUCGCACGGGGAAUCUGUCUUCUCAUAUGCCUUGGGUGUUGAAGAGGUACUACACUAGCGACGGACGGCUGAUCCUUUGGGAAGAGAAGGUGAAGCAUCAUGAGUAUUUCCUGGCACACAGAUCAAAUGGUCGUUUAACUUUGCAGCUUGUGUCCCUUGACGACGAUAUUUUGGCUCUUUCUUACCCCGAUGAUGAGGAUGCGGAUGAAGAAACCAAAACGGAGGUCGAGACUGAAGAAAAUGGUGAGAUUUACAUUGAGAACGUUGAAAUUAAACGUAAAGAGGAAGAACCAAUGCAUGAAGAGUCAACUGAUAUCAUCAUACACAACGAACAAGAAGCGGUAAAGUCAGUGGGAGACAAAGGCAGUACUUGGAUUGGUACAAACGAUGGGCGCAAGUGCUUCUUACAUAAAGAUCAUGAAGCUUUCCUUGAAGCACCCAUGAUGAAGAAUGAGAAUUCAACCGCAGAUGACUUAAAGGUAGACAGCGGCAGUGGCAGUGCUGGGUUGGGUGCAAACGGUGGCAAAUGCUUGACCUACAGUAAAUUUACUGCAAAGUCAUCAUGUUUUCUGGGCAUGCCUGUACCAGCAAUUAGGCCUGUUCAUACCUAGUUUAAUUAGCACAAAUUAGCACAAUGUCUUCAUUAAUGGAGGAGACGUCGAUGAGGUGUGGAUAUCUGUAGGAGGUUGAGGGAUGAGGACCAGAUCAAUAAGUGGUGAAAUUUUUUUUCCUUCUUUUUCAAUUUCCUCAAUUGAUUUCCUUAAUUCUGCAAUUUGCAUUACAUCUUGGGUUGAUUUGAAAGCAUGAUGUUUAGUAGUCGUCUCGUAGUGCCAUUUUUAGGGUUGGGAAAGUUAAUUAAGGGUUUUGCGGAGAGAUUAAGGUUUCGGGUUUUCUGUUCAUAAAUUCAUAUAUACUUUAGCCUUUAGGGAUGUUGCAUUUUGAAGCAACGAGUUCUUUUCUCCUUUUUCUACUUUCUUGGGUUUAUUGUAGUUUUCCUAGUCCAUUUUGAAGAAUAUUGCAUGCCAGAUGCCCUUCAUCAUCAUGUAUUUAUACUCUUUUGUUUUUGUAUUCUGUCUUUUCAGUACCAUCAGAAUUAAAAAAAAAAAAAAAUU
This is a messenger RNA of Rubroshorea leprosula, 1894 nucleotides long. NCBI's taxonomy places the organism in Eukaryota, Viridiplantae, Streptophyta, Magnoliopsida, Malvales, Dipterocarpaceae. The record is from the annotation of a GenBank genome assembly.